AUGGCCGCUGAUCCAACCUGGACCCAAACUCCGUGCGACUCGGUCGAUUCUGUCAUGACCGACAUCAUGGUCGACUCGUACUCACCGGAAAUGGAAGAGCGCCAUUAUCGACGGAAAACUUCGGGUCACUACGAUGCCGGCUUCAGGCAUCAACAAUACAGCGUGCAAGGGUCCACUUCUACACCCAGUUCUGUAGGACCGUCCAGUGGAAGUUCGUCGCCUUUGGACAACUGUGUACAACAUGUAAGAUUGUUUACAGGUUUUUAGGUCACAAUCACUUAAAAUUAUGUAUUUUUUCAAAAAUUUUAAUAAAAAACAAUAAUUUUUUAAAACGAUGUGUUUCAGUCCAACGAUUUCUGUAAUUUCACCUCAAGUUUCGACCCGUCAGAUUGCUCAUGGUCGGAGAAGUCCUUUGUCAACGACACCCAAUACUACACUAGCCCAGCCUUCAACGAGAAUCCAACCCUAAAAAGGCCUUACAGUUCACAUCCACCUUCCCACUACAGCAUCCAUACCGUAGUGGCCGAACCGUUCGAGGUAAUGCGAUCUACCUCACCUUUUACUACCGUAAAUUACCAAGAAAGCAAUGUAAAUACCGAACCUGUACCUAAAAAGAAGAAGGAAACUGCACCAUCUGGUACCAAAAGGAAGGUUAAGAAGGUUGAAGUCAAAGGAGAGGUCGUGCUACCUUCCAAGCCUCAGGGAAAAUCCAUCGUUUCGGCGAUUACAAAGCGACGCUUAAAGGUUAGCUUUCGUUGUAAUGUUGAGAUUUUGAAAUUUUGACUAAAACAAUGUGAAUUUCUUAUCAAAAAGCCUAAAGAUAGCUCUUUUUUGAUUAAAAAAAUGAUCAGUUCGUCGUUAUAUCAGGUGUAAUUUAAAUUCUUCUAGAUUCGCAAGAUGAACAAAGAUGACGCUACCGAAGACUUCAAACUACCGUUAUCCGAACUGACCGUAGAAGACCUCAAAGUAAUCUGCCGCAAGCACAACUUUGCCAUCUCAGGGACAAAAGCCGACCUCUUCAGAAGACUUCAGCCGAUCGAAGAUCAACUCGACAUCGAAGGGAUUCUGAUGGAAGCCAUCAACGACGAAGAGAACAACGCUUCAGAAGAGGUCAAAGAAGCUCCUGUUGUCAAGGAGAAGACCAACAAGUUCGACGUCGCCAUCUCCGACUACCUGAUGCAGAACCAGAAGCAGAUCGAGAGCAAGAAGACCAGCUCAUGUUCAAGUUGCAGUUGUGCUGGCUCGUCGACCACCAAGACAUUCCUUCUUAACAACAAGUCGAAUGGGCCUCAAAUGCUUCACAGUGUCAUUAAACUACCACCGCCGAAUAAUGGGGCCACUUUCAGCUACGCCGAAAUGGGAUCCGGAGGGCAGGUAAGCCAUGUUUUAUGGAUGGUUUUAGGGCUUUACGUGAAAGAUUUGGGAAAAAAGUUGAUUAAAAGUAAAAUUUAACUAUCUUUUAAUAAAAGAUUUGUUUUUCAAAACUCGUUUUUUGUCUAAAAUACUGAACUUUUUCAAAAAUUAAAGUUUUUCUUAACAUAUCUAACAAAAACACUUAAAAUUCCAUAAAUUUUGGCCGAAAUUACCAUUUUAUUACUCCCCCCCCCCCCUCUGCAAGCGGUUGUUUAUACAGUAGGGCGUUAUUACUUUUUUGCUUAUUCUUUUUUCGAGUUUGGAAUUUGAUAAAUAUACUUGCCUGAGGCGGAAAAAGACAACUACUCACACCUGUCGAGAAGGGCCUCUAAAUAACGCCGGAAAUGACCUGAGGGGGGUAAAACGAAAGGGAUGUGUUGAUGACGCUCAUGAAUUCCCAACUUCAUGAAGAUUUCGAACGGAAAUAACAAUUGGCCUUUAAUCUCGGCCCAAAUCCAUCACCUCCACCAAGACGGAUCACUUAAACUGUGUUCUCUACUUUCUUGAUCUUUAAACAGUGCAAAGGAUCGAAAUACUGGAAAAUAUGUGAAACAGCUCAAGAAACCUGCCUUUUAAAAACUUCAUAAAACAAAAAAAAUCAUGAAAUUAAAAUAUAGGGCGCAGUUAUCAAUAUUAAAGACAUUUUAUACGACAAAACAGUUUUAAAACCAGAUAAAAAUAAUUUUUGUCUCUCUGAAUUGUGGCUUCUCAAUUGUUUGUUUUUAGUUCACUCUCGAAUCGUGUGCUGAUCUGAACACAACACAAUAUGUUCACGCCACUGUAUCUCGGCUAGAAUGCAGCAAAUGUGAGGACGAAUGUAAACUGACUGACGCCAAAUGUAAAACAGAAGACUUGAAAGGAAUUGUCAAAGCGUUACCUCAAACAAAGGACCUCAGCGACAAACCUUUGUAAGUUUAUCUUAUGAUUGAAAUUAACUUAUAAACCUUAUUGUUAUAGGUUUUUUGUUGAAAGUAGGUUUAUAUUGGUCUGAAUUCGGUUGUAACUUUUGUUUUUGAAUACUUUAUUGGUCGGAAGCGAGAAUUCAUUGCCAUUUAUCACUCUCACCUCCUGUUAAUGAUCUUUUGUUUCACUUUUAACUAAUUAUUCUUUAAUUUACUUGUAUUUGCACCUAUUUUUCAACCAAAACAAUGUAAAGGCCAUUGAACCAUCAAUCUAAAUUAAUAUCACAAAUUCCAAAUAACAUAAUUAAUCCUGGCUAAACUAUUUCAGAGUGACCGCUCAGAUGCUGAGUCAGCACGAGAAAUUGAUUGGCCUACAGCAGAAGAAGAUCCAGGACCUUGUUCAGGCCAUCCAACACUCCCAGAAAGUACUAUAUUGUCAACAAAAACUGCUGGAAACUGCAAAGAAAUGCACGGUUUGUUUUUUUUGCCAUUAAACAGUUGGUUUUAGAAGAUCGACCCGAUCGAGUCGCUUCAAGACAAUGAGAAACACCACCUUCAGCAGAGUGCAGGCCUCAAGAAUCUGCAGUCGGCCGAACAGGUAAGACAACAGCUAUGUCAAUGUCAAGUUUAAACCUAUUUUAAACAAAACUACAUCAAUAUUACCAGGAAAACGGUUUUUGAAACGUUUUUUUGACACUUUUCAUAAAAAAAUGUUUUGAGAAAUUUGAGAAACUAAAACAACAUCAAGUACUUCUAAACAAAUACAUCAAUUUGAGCGAUUUGUAAACCUUUCAUAAGUUGUUUAUCAACAAGUUCAAGGAAAUACAUCGAAAGUUUGAUCGCGUUCAUCAUUUUCUGCAAUGAUAUAGUGUUAUAUGACUAGUUGAACACAAAAUAGGAUGUAAAGUUAUUAAAAAAUUAAAAUUUUAAUAUGAAGUUUAGCUCAAGAGUACUAUUUUAAAAAUUACAGAAACUGUCAGCGAAUCAACGUAAACUGACCCAAAAAGAAUUCGAGAUCCAAGAAGAGAUUCACGUUGGCCAAGCAGUAGAAGAUGUUAUACGAUUGAUUAAAACUAACCGCAAGACAGCUCUUCUGAUCGUCCAGUUGAUCCACAAGUUCCAAUGUGAUCGAAUGAAAGAAGUUAAGGAAGUGCCUAAGGUUGUUAAGCCUAAAGAAGAUUGUAAAUGUCCGAAAUCAGAAGCCGAACGAAGCGAUCAUGAAGUUGUUGUACUUGACGAAUCAGAAGAUGAUAACGCUAAAGAAACCGAGAAAAAGAAGAAGAUCAAGAGCCAGAAGCCGAAGAAACAGAAGCCGGCUGUCAAGAAGCCUGCUAAUAAGGACAAGAACUUUGCCGCGGUGAUGGAGGACAUCUUCCAGACGGUAAUCAGUGACAAUGGCAUCGCUGAAUGUGAAGACAAGAAGGCUGAGUUCGAAGACGGUUCUGAAGCUACAGUAACCUCUACUGAGUCUCAGCCUUACUCUGUUCAGCCGAUUUCUUCUACCGACUAUCAACCAGUCUACUGUAAUGUAAAGGACACUUUUGAACCAGUAGCAGCAUACCAAGAAGACGUUAAAGUGUACCAUUAUGACCAGUACCCUCAGAACGUGUCCAACUCUCAAGAAUAUGCUACACAGCCAGUUAUCAUGUACAACAACUACGAAUAUGUUCCUUCUAAUGCUGUUCAAGUACAUCAACCUCCAGUUGUGCAUCCACCACGAUCUCAUCCACCUCCAGAAUCCCACUACAACAGCUAUGAGAAGGACGCGUACUUGAUCAAGCUGGCGGAGAAGAGGAGGACCUUAUGUGAACAGUUGGAGCAGAUAGAGAUGCAGGAACGGGAGAUGAGCAACCCUUUCGGGGAGUACGUUCACCCUUCAGAAGACCUUCACCAUCAGAAUCCGGAUGAUCUACACACCCUUAACGAUUUUUGUGUGUACGACUUUGAGAGCGGGCAGACAUCCGACUUUGACGACAUUAUGGAUCUGAUUAAGAACGGCGAGAGUAAGUACUAUAAUAUCAGAAACAUGUGUUUUCAUGUCCAUGACAAGUCUAUUUAUUAUGGGCUUGAGAAGUCUGGGUUUAGUAGUUCUAUAAAGAUUAUGUAUUGACUUUAUAUAAAAAAUGGUGAUAUUGAUAUUAAGUUACACUAUGAAAAGUAAUUCGUGUAAUGAUUGUACUAUUUUUUUUAAAAUUCAAAAGACAAUGUUUGAUGUAGCAAAGCUAAUGAAUCUGUUUUUUUAGAAAAUAAAGCAUCAGUCAAUGAUACGGAGUGUGUUCAAGCUACCAAUGCCAUAUACCAAGACUUAAUGUUGACCGACAAUCAGUUCCAGGCUUUUACUCCGAUGCCUGAAGUCAGUAUGUAA
Messenger RNA from Bursaphelenchus okinawaensis, 4680 nucleotides. Lineage: Eukaryota; Metazoa; Nematoda; Chromadorea; Rhabditida; Aphelenchoididae. The record is from the annotation of a GenBank genome assembly.